Molecule: messenger RNA, 2647 nt
Organism: Calidris pugnax (ruff)
Lineage: Eukaryota; Metazoa; Chordata; Aves; Charadriiformes; Scolopacidae
Gene: SIX2
Product: SIX homeobox 2
Exons: 2
Coding region: 1169-1753 (194 amino acids)
Source: RefSeq, a predicted model, not a curated record
UUUCGCAGUUAUUGUGUUGACACCGACGGUCUGGCGCGCUGCUUCGUGCGCGGCAGUGACUGCGCGGAGGGGAGAGGCGCUUCCCGAGUGGGGCCUCGGCAAAGUCCCACCCGGGACGGGGGCCGAGGCCGGGAUGAAACCCUGGGCUUCUCCGCCGGGCGGCACCGGGGCUAGGCAAAAGUUUCUGCGGGCCCAGAUCAAGCCUCUCACCGCGGCCGAGCGGAGGAAGCCGGCGGCGGCCAGGCAAAAUGUCCGCGUCGGACCGGGGGCAAACGUUAGCCAGCGAGCCGCGCCGCCCGCUCCGAAAUAUAAUUGCAACGAACGAGCUCUUUCGCAAACGCUGAAACAAAAAAACCCUCCUCGCCCGACCGUCUGACUCCAUCCCAAGUCACUGCAACUUGACUCGCCCCGUGCCGCGGCUCCGCGGCCAGAAUCUGCUCUCUCUUCUAGAGCAUAUAGGAAGAUAUAUAUAUUUUUUUUUUUUUCCUCCCCGAAAGUUAAAAGCAGUUACACAGAAUUUGGAUCCAGAUGUCACUAAUUUGCAAUUGCUCUGGGACGCAAGCUGAUACAGGGUGCUCGGGAAGGGGGUAGCCCUGCCUCUGCCCAGCGCUUUGGGAAGCGCAGUAGCGUUACAAUUCAGACUGCAGCCGGGCUAAGGCAGCCUAAAGUGAAAGCGCCCAGGGAGGGGCUGGUGUGCAGAUUCUGUACUCACAUUUUAGGGUGCUAAGAAGAGACUUUCUCAGAUCUAAAUCCAUGCAACAGGUUUUGACACCUCCUUUCCGGCUAGGGCGAACAGCUGCUCCCGUUCAGAUUAAACCGCUGUGGUUGUGAGAUGGAGGGAGAGGAAGCGGAGUCAGGUAUAUCCAUAAUAAACGUGGGGCGACCGAGCGCGGUGGCAAGGAGGCGGGGGGAAAGGGGGACAGCUUAGACUUCUCUAGCGCUUUUCUUUAUUGUCACGAUGCCCAUGGCGGGAGGGAGCGGAACGGGGCUAUAUUCUCCCCCGCGAAAGGCACCCGGAGGUGCAGGGUGGGAGAGGGGAUUUGUGCCUCUCUUGCCGUUUCUGCUCAGAGUAACGUUUGCAGGGGACCGGUUCUCCCGUCCCGUGCCCGUCCGCUUCAGCUGUGAACUAUCCCGCCGCUGAGGUCGGGUAGGGAGCGCUGAGAUCGGGAUGCUUUCGUUUACAAACAAGCACAGUUUGAAUCCUGCAGAAGUCGGCCGGCGUCAAGGCACUAAGCGGCCGAGAGUUCAUUUUGUAAAGGGAGGGAGGGAUAAUCAUGCAAGGGGGCUUUACGGACCCGUCACUAACAACCCUGAAUUUGUUUUAAACGAAUUUGAGCUGUCUCUCGUUUGCCCUGCAAAGGAAGCCGCUAUUUUUGCGUCCCCGGGGGAUCCAGGGCGGACGCUCUCCACUGCUUCUUCAUGGCAGCACUCGGGAAAAAGCCCGGACAGGGAAAACAACGAGAAUUCCAACUCCAACAGCCACAACCCGCUCUCGGCGUCAAUGAAUGGGAAUAAGACAGUUUUGGGGAGCUCAGAGGACGAGAAGACGCCGUCAGGGACCCCGGAUCACACCUCCUCCAGCCCCGCGCUGCUGCUCAGCUCCAACCCCGGGCUGCAGCCCCUGCACGGCCUGGGACACCCCCAGGGCCCCAGCGCCAUCCCCGUGCCCAGCGCCGACCCCAUGCACCACCACAACUUGCAGGACUCCAUCCUCAACCCCAUGUCAUCCAACCUGGUCGAUCUGGGCUCUUAAAAACCGUGCAGACGCUCCUUCCUUCACAUCAGCCGCCCCUUUACUCUAUUCCCCCCCCCCCUUUUUUUUUUUUUUUCCUCCUUAAUCUUACCAGAGACUUGGAAAGCAAUGACACACUCCUUAGUGGAUGUGUUGUGCCCUUUGGCAGCAGGCUGGCUGCUGGUUUGGAAGUUAUUGGACUCGGCUGUGGGCAGUAAUGUUAUGAAAAGCUUUAAAGGUUGCUUAAAGGUGGUAUCAGGCGUGUAAGGACUGUUGGACAGGAGCUGUGAUUUUCACGGCAGGCUGUAAGGCGGUUCGGUGUAGCAGAGCUCUUCUCAGCCUUAACUUCACGAAUCUCUCGGUGUCACUCGAUAGCGCCGGUCUGUGUGGGAAGAGGCACAUUGUAAUCUUUUCUUUUCGGGGGGUGGGGAGGAAAGGGGAGCGCAAGGCCGCUGUUUGGAAGUUACACAUCGCUCCCGUUAUUCUAUUGUAGUUAUAUAUCCGUGGCAGGUGUACGAUGUACAAUUUCAACUAAGAAUACAAAAGCUGUAGUCAAGUUUAUCGCAGCAACACGCGCUCUAGGCAGAUUCUGUAACCUUCUUGUAGCUGAUGCUAUGCACAGAGACGGCUUCUUUGGCCUUGUCCAUGUGGUGCUUUCGCCAUUUGCGGGGUGGGAAAGGAAGUGAUGGUCCGGCUCCGGCCCCGGAGGAAGGCAGGGGCAGAUUCUCCCCUCGGUGUGCAGCGAGGGCGGGAGCGGGCUUUAAAAAAGAGAGGAAUUGCUGCUCAAGUUUAGACCUAAACGACAGUAUCAACCGCAAGUCACUCACCUUAGUUUUGUUUAUUGUUUAUAUUAUGUGAAUACAUUCUUUGGAAAAUAUUUCUGCUUUUAUUUUAUAAUAAAAUUUAGAAAUCUAA